Molecule: messenger RNA, 2697 nt
Organism: Cuscuta campestris
Lineage: Eukaryota; Viridiplantae; Streptophyta; Magnoliopsida; Solanales; Convolvulaceae
Source: the annotation of a GenBank genome assembly
ACCAAUAGCCUACGGAUAUUGUGUGACUCCAAAUCUGCCAAUCUUUCUCUUCUUCCCGCACACUUCUUCAUCUUGGCCGGUCAUCUCCUCCCUCGACCUCCCCUACAAACCCUAAGUCCCAAAAUCAAAACAAGCAAUCUCAGAGAUUGAGGAUGACGGUGGCGCUGGCCUAGGAUCGGGAAUUAAGGACGACGGCGGCACUGUCUGGGGGGGAUUUUCCUCCCUCUUCAACAGCUCUGGAUGGAAAUUAAGGAUGACGGUGGCGCCGGCCUAAGGUUUUGACCGCUUGGACGGUGGCGACGUCUCCGAACCGGGGGACAGAAAAUUCCUAAAUCUUUGUUUCCACAUUACAGUUCAAUGAGUUAAUCUCCAGGCUCAUCUUUGAAACCAGGCGGCUUCCUUCCAUCCAUUUAUAUGGAUCAAGGUAUUUUCUUAUUAUCCAUCCAAGCUUCCUUCUUCGCGAUCCGAUAAUCUUCUCUUCCUGCGAUUUACACUUCGAACUCCGUAGCUGAUCCAUCAACCGAUUGCUUAACAGGCGAAACCAUGAGUGAAGUCCCAAGAUCUGAAAAUGGACCGCUUGAUUAUAUCUCCGCGUUGCCUGAACCCGUUGUUCACCAUAUAUUUUCGUUCCUUCUCUUCAAGGACAUCCUCCGUUGUUCUCUGCUGUCUAAGACGUGGAAGCGCAUUUGGCUGAACUACCCUAACAUCGAUUUGAUUCUCCAAGAAGAGGAGGAGGAUAUGUGCCGUUCUUCACUGUGCCCAAUCGUGUACUUCGGUGAAAUGGAAAGAGCCUUGGAUCAUUGCCUGCUUCCAAAAGCAUGCGUUCAGAAAUUCCGGUUAUUCAUCUCGGCCCGCAAUGCGGAUGCCAGUGUCUUGAAGAAGUUCCCUCCCCUUAUGGAUACUUACCUGGGCGCUGCAGUUGAUAGGAGUGUUUCUGAGAUAGUGCUUGAUAUUUAUUUAGGCCCAAUUGCUCUGUAUUCCUUCUCCGAGAAAGCAGUUGUUUCUGAUUCUCUGAAGGUUUUAGAGCUUAUGGGAUGUGUGCUUGAGGAUAGCCGGGUUGCUUGCAUCUAUCUCCCGCGGCUGCAGAGGUUUAAAACUUCUGAGUGCACAUUUUCCGGUGAGAAUGUUUUGUCUAAGAUUCUAUGUGGUUGCUCUAAUGUGGAGUUUGUCCAAGUUUCAUAUUGUGAUGGUGUGGGAAGUUUUCUCUCAGUUUCAUCUAAACCGAGAUUGAAAUGUUUUAGGAUUCGUGGUUGCGUUGAGCUUGAGAGGAUAGAAAUAAAUGUGCCAAGUCUUGAAACAUUAGAGUGUUCAUUAAAGUAUCCUUGUCAAAGGGGGGCCUUUGAGCUGGCUAGUUGUACCACUCUGAAACAUUUACAGAUUAAGGGAGCUACCCUUUCUGGUGAUAAUACUAUUCAGAGUCUUUUGUCUAAACUUCCCGGUAUCGAAGAUUUGGAAUUGCAUAAUUGCAGAGGGGAAGACAGGAUACAAAUCUCAAGUGUAUACCUCAAGAAACUAGUCUUAAGUAACAUUGAUUACUUUCCUGGAGCUGAAAUUGACACUCCAAAUCUAGUUCGUCUAGACUUCCGCUCUGUGGAUGCUUUUGAUCCGAGUAACCGGUUUAGUUCUUGGAAUGUUCCCAAGGUAGGAGACAUUCACAUGGUAUUUAAUGCCAAAACCUUUCAGUCUGCUUGCAGGAGUGGACUGAAGGGGUUUCUCAUGCAAUUAACAAAUUAUGGAAAUUUGAAAUUGGUUGUAAAAAGUGGCCGGAAAUGUAUUUUGCAUGAGAAACUGUAUGCAGUUUCUUUUUCCUCCCUCAAUAAGUUAGCAAAAAAGGCAAAGCCAGGUUAUGUGGCCAUAUCAUCCAGAACAUAUGCAUCUUUCACCAGUGGCAUGGUUGGUUAUGAAAGUGGCGAUGAUAGUCUAUUCUUGAUAUCUUCUUCUAGUGGAACCAUAGAGUUGUUUCACCAGAAAAUGAGAAAGGAUUCAAAUCUAAAGCGUUUUUAUAGUGAUUUUCGGCGGGCUUCUAUUGAGGAGAGGGAACAUGAAGCUGACUCUCCAUGGGCAUCCUUCGCGAACACCCAUUCAAACGGUUACCACACUGCAACAAUAAUCCUCGUAAAGAAGACUUCAGAGGAAAUGGCUCCAAGUCCUUAGGUUUUUAUUCUGCAGCGCAGACAGAGGAUGGCUAGUGUGGGAUGUUGUUGAGUUAUACUCAUCUCACAUCGUCCGUGUACACCGAUAUUAUGGCUUGGCUUGACUUCCUCAACCCCUUGAGUAAUUUCUAGGGGUUGAAUUGGGUCCAAAUAUAUUUAUUCGUUCACAUGGUAUCAGAGCUAAAGUCAUUGAUGAUGGGACCGCCUGCUGUAAUCUGUGCCUCGUGCAAGGGUGGUGUGUUGAGUUAUACUCAUUCCACAUCGACAUUGUACAUCAAAUGGCUUGGGUGCCUCAACCCUUUGAGUUAACUUUUGGGGUUCAAUAAGGCCCAAGUCUAUUACUCUGUAUUUCACAUUAUCUUUGGUUUGAAAGAUAUGUUUUAGAAGUCCAUUUUAUGAAAAUGUAACCUAGUUCUUGAAUCUUGUAACUAUUUAAAUCCCAAGGUUAUGACCACGAUGGCUAGAUCAUGAUAACUGUUAAACGCAGUGAAUCGUCCUAAAUGAGUGAGUUCACACUUUGUUUUAAUCAAUGAGGUAACUUGUU